Molecule: messenger RNA, 1728 nt
Organism: Anneissia japonica
Lineage: Eukaryota; Metazoa; Echinodermata; Crinoidea; Comatulida; Comatulidae
Product: DNA-binding protein P3A2-like
Exons: 8
Coding region: 283-1695 (470 amino acids)
Biological process (GO): regulation of transcription by RNA polymerase II
Cellular component (GO): nucleus
Molecular function (GO): DNA-binding transcription factor activity, RNA polymerase II-specific; RNA polymerase II cis-regulatory region sequence-specific DNA binding
Source: RefSeq, a predicted model, not a curated record
UUAGUGCGAAGUGAUGGAGUCAUUUCUAUUAAAAUCGGUUGUCGUAGUCUUGGCCCAACCUUUCCGAAUCCGGAGUGGGAAAUGUGAAUCAAGACCAAAGCGUGCCUCUAAAGUAGGGCCUAGGCCUAGCUAUAGGCUAGGCCUACUACUUACUAGAGCUAGACAGGAAGAGGGGUGUUGGGAAGAGAAGGGCUAGCCUGUCUAUUCUAACUCCAAGGAACAGCAAUAAUGCAAGUUGAAAUGGGCCUACAGCAAAACAAUUCAAGAGCAAUUAGUUGAGCCAUGAUUAUGAACGAUGAGAUCAGUGAGCCAUCAUCACCAGAAACGCCAUUUGAUGAGUCGGAUUUGAUGGCUGGUAUGACAGAUGAAGUGACAUCUCAGUUGGCUCAUGCUGGUCCUAUUGGUGUAGCUGCAGCAGCUGCCAUAGCAACGGGAAAGAAACGGAAACGCCCUCACUCGUUUGAAACAAACCCUUCAAUUAGACGCAGGCAACAGACCAGGCUGAUGAGGAAGUUGAGAGCUACAAUCGAUGAAUAUGCAACAAGGGUUGGACAGCAGGCAGUUGUAAUUUGCUGUAUUCCAGGAAAAGGAGAAAAGACAUUCAAAGUUAGUGGGUCAUGUCCAUUGGAAGGUGUUAUGCGAAACUGUCGCACAGUGAUUAUGCAAGAUUUGGAGGCUGCUUUGGCUCAGCAAGCCCCCGCUCCGCCCCCAGAAAAUACCAACCUACAUGAGCUUCCGCCAUUAGUCAUAGAUGGCAUACCCACCCCUGUGGACAAAAUGACCCAAGCCCAGCUUCGAGGGUUCAUACCACUGAUGCUGAAGUACUCCACAGGGAGGGGGAAACCUGGCUGGGGGAAGGAGACAUGUAGACCAGUAUGGUGGCCGUCUGAUUUACCGUGGGCAAAUGUCAGGAGUGAUGUCAGGUCAGAUGAAGACAAACGAAAGGUGUCUUGGACUCAUGCCCUUCGUACAAUUGUGAAAAAUUGCUACAAACAUCAUGGCCGGGAGGACCUGUUGCCGGAUUUCCAGGAAACGGAAACGCAUCAUCAUCAAACCACCCAUCAGCUUAUCCCGUCCCAUACAGUUGUACAGACAAUCAACAAUGCUGACGGUACACUGUCCCUUAUACAAGUUGACACGGGAAAUACAGUUGCUACUCUUACUGAUGUAUCGCAAGUUCAACAGAUCCAGCAUGUCCAACAGCUGGGACAAGUUCAGCACCUCAACCACAUACCACACCUUCAACAGGUAUUGAUCCAACAGUCUCAGUUACAACAUGCACAGCUUGGCGUCAGCCAACAAGCGGAGGCCACCCAAGCUGUGCAAACACUUGCUGAAGUCGCUGCCGCCACGCAGAACGGAACUCCAGUGUCGGUGACCAUGAACGGGGAUGGUGGACACACGGUCGCAACGCUCACCGAAGCAACGUUGGCCGACGGUCAGAUUAUGCUCUCAACAGACGCUAACCAGAGUAUCGUUAUCCCUGCCUCAAUAUACCCGGUGUCGAGUAUCAGUAGUGACCAGAUGCAAGUUCAACAUGCGCAGACAAUACAAACCAUAGCAACCACCGAUAGUAAUAGUGUGACUGUGCAGGCCGAAGCUGUCCAGCAAACGCAGAACCACGCCAACGUCCCGGUGGCAUCACAGGCUGUAGAGGUAGUCACGUUACAGGAAGCAUCCAUAGAACAACAGUAGGCUGGUUAGACCUGUGUAUCUCUUUUUUUUUUC